Molecule: messenger RNA, 2270 nt
Organism: Archocentrus centrarchus (flier cichlid)
Lineage: Eukaryota; Metazoa; Chordata; Actinopteri; Cichliformes; Cichlidae
Gene: atp1b2a
Product: ATPase Na+/K+ transporting subunit beta 2a
Exons: 9
Coding region: 103-996 (297 amino acids)
Biological process (GO): intracellular sodium ion homeostasis; sodium ion export across plasma membrane; intracellular potassium ion homeostasis
Cellular component (GO): sodium:potassium-exchanging ATPase complex
Molecular function (GO): ATPase activator activity
Source: RefSeq, a predicted model, not a curated record
UACCGCAGUGACCCGUCCUGCGCGUCCGCGCUCUUCAUCAUCUCCAUCGUCUGAUUCUCCGCGGCGCGUCUCCAUCCUCUUCAUCCUCACCUCCUCUCCAUCAUGUCCGGUUCCAAGGAGGACGACCGAAAGGGCUCGAGCGAGUGGCGGGACUUCUUCUGGAAUCCGAGGACGCACGAGCUGCUCGGCCGGACCGCCGCCAGCUGGGGUCUGAUCCUGCUCUUCUACCUGAUCUUCUACCUGUUUCUGGCGGGCAUGUUCGCUCUCACCAUGUACAUCAUGCUGCUGACUCUCGACGACUACAAACCCACCUGGCAGGACCAGCUGUCCACUCCAGGGGUGAUGAUUCGUCCAAAGGGGAACCAGCUGGAGAUCACCUUCUCCACCUCAGACACCGAGAGCUGGGAUGGCUUCGUCCACAAUCUCAACACCUUCCUGUCUCCGUACAACGACAGCUAUCAGGUUCAGACCAAUGAUAACUGCGCUCCUGAUGAGUACUUUAUCCAGGAGGACAGCGGAGAGGUGAGGAACAACCCCAAACGUUCCUGUCAGUUCAAUCGGACCAUGUUGGAGGAGUGUUCGGGGGUGUUGGAUCGUUUCUAUGGUUACGACAAAGGACAGCCCUGCAUCCUCAUCAAAUUGAAUAGGGUGAUUAAUAUGCGACCUGGGAAGGACAGACAGUCUCCUUAUGUCACCUGUGCAGCAAAGAGCUACAAAGUGGGGGAAGAUGAGUGGAAGGAGGACAGCGAUAAGAUCGGACCGUUGGCUUAUUAUCCUCCAAAUGGAACCUUCAACCUCAUGUACUACCCGUACUAUGGCAAGAAAGCUCAGGUGAACUACACUCAGCCGCUGGUAGCCGUGAAGUUCCUGAACGCCUCUCUGAACACUGACAUCAACGUGGAGUGUAAAGUGACCUCCAACACGCUCGCCGUCGGCAGCGACAGGGACAAGUUUGCCGGACGGGUCUCCUUCAAGCUCCGAAUCAACGACAAAUAGACACACACACUCACGCACGCACGCACACGUUAAAACCGCAUCAUCCAGAUGUUUCCACUUCCUGUUACAGCCUCACACUGACCUGCUGUUUUUUUAUGUAUAACAUUUCACGAUGCGUUCACUGACCAGAGUCAAGAUGCAUUCACUGACUGUUUAAAGUGUCUGUUUUCCAGUUAGUCGAGUACUUUUCCUUUCUCUGAUAUGAUCCUCAGUGCACCUUUAACUCAGACACACCCACCCCCAGACUGACCAAUCAGCAUGCAUACACUCUCUGAUGUCACUGCCAGUGGAGACAGACGAUGGGCCGGUCUUUGCCUCCAAAGAGCUAAUUAUCAAUCUCACAGUGUACGUUGUCACUUUAUUUAUUUAUUUAUUGUUUAUUUAUCUGUUGUUUAUGAUGACUUUUGUUUGUUUACACUGCAGUCGUUGCUGUUUAAGAAGCGAAACAAAUUAAAAUCAGAGCUGAAACAUAUCAGUAAUCAGCUGAGAAACGGGGGAUUAGUGGUACCACUGCCAUUAUUGGUUCUGGAUUUUUGUAUUGACUCCUGAUUAAUUUUGUGUGUGGACACUGACUGCUGCCAGCUUCCUGUUGUGAGCUUCCAGCAGUGUGACAUCAUGGGACAUCAGAUUAUUCUGAUCAGUUUGGGUCCAGCUCUUGAUUCUCACCCAGUCCAGACACCAGUUCAUUAACUGGUUUCUCUUUUCAGCCAUGCUAAACCUCUGGCUCCUUGUUUGUUGGCAUGGAAACAGCUGAAUUCACAGCCAAUCAGAAGCCAGCUUUAUUUUCAGCAGCUUUGGGGUUUGAUGUCACAUUUUCUUCUUUUCCUUUUUAGUCUGUGUGGGUGCAGCUGAUUGGCUCGUUAGUUAUUUAGAUAAUCAAUUAGUGCACACCUGGAUGAGUUAGUUUAGUUAACCAGUUAGUUAAUGAGUCAUUAGUAUUUUUGUUUAUUGUUGAUUUGUUUACAUGUUUGCUUUUGUUUACUACUUCCACCACAGGGCUGAGCAUGACAACAGCAUACACACACAUACACACACACACACUCUGCUGUCACCUGUCGAUCACUCUGCCAUGCCCGUGGAAAUACCCCUCCCCCACCUGUCCUGCUCUCCACCAAACAUCUUCCUUUGGAAAGGGUCCAGCCAAUCAGAGGGUCCUGCUGUAUGAUGUCAUAUGCUGUUACCUGUUUGUGACUGGUUGAUUUCUCCUGCCUGAAAAUGUCCUUGUGUUAAACAGAGAUGAAAAAACAACAAAUAAACAAAAACAACAAAAAUCA